GCGUGGGAGGGUCCGCGGGGCGGGCCCGGGGAGGUCCCGGCGGAGGAUGGGGCAGUGAGCUGGUCCGCGCGGCUGCCGGCAGCGCCAUGGAGACGGUGCAGCUGAGGAACCCGCCGCGGCGGCAGCUGAAGAAGUUGGAUGAAGACAGUUUAACGAAGCAACCAGAAGAAGUGUUUGAUGUCUUGGAGAAACUUGGAGAAGGGUCCUACGGCAGCGUGUACAAAGCUAUUCACAAAGAGACGGGUCAGAUAGUCGCGAUUAAGCAAGUUCCCGUGGAAUCAGACCUACAGGAAAUAAUCAAAGAAAUCUCUAUAAUGCAACAAUGUGACAGCCCGCACGUCGUCAAGUAUUACGGCAGUUACUUUAAGAACACCGACCUGUGGAUUGUCAUGGAGUACUGCGGCGCCGGCUCUGUGUCCGAUAUCAUCCGGCUCCGGAACAAGACGUUAACAGAAGAUGAAAUAGCUACAAUAUUACAGUCAACGCUCAAAGGACUCGAAUACCUUCAUUUUAUGAGAAAAAUACACCGAGAUAUCAAAGCAGGAAAUAUUUUGCUAAAUACAGAAGGACAUGCGAAACUUGCAGAUUUUGGCGUGGCAGGUCAACUUACAGAUACCAUGGCCAAGAGGAAUACAGUGAUAGGAACACCGUUUUGGAUGGCUCCAGAAGUGAUUCAGGAAAUUGGGUACAACUGUGUGGCAGACAUCUGGUCCCUGGGAAUAACGGCUAUAGAAAUGGCCGAAGGGAAGCCCCCGUAUGCUGAUAUUCACCCGAUGAGGGCCAUUUUCAUGAUUCCCACGAACCCUCCUCCCACUUUCCGGAAGCCGGAGCUGUGGUCGGAUAGCUUCAUGGAUUUCGUGAAGCAGUGCCUGGUGAAGAGCCCCGAGCAGAGAGCCACGGCCACUCAGCUCCUGCAGCACCCUUUUGUGAAGAGUGCCAAGGGAGUGUCCAUCCUGAGGGACCUCAUCAACGAAGCCAUGGACGUGAAGCUCAAGCGCCAGGAGGCCCAGCAGCGAGAGGUGGACCAGGACGAUGAAGAAAACUCAGAUGAGGACGAAGUGGAUUCUGGCACGAUGGUUCGGGCGGCCGGCGAGGAGAUGGGCACUGUCCGAAUCGCCAGCACCCUGAGCGACGGAGCCAAUACCAUGAUCGAGCACGGGGACACGCUGCCCUCACAGCUGGGGACCAUGGUGAUCAACGCUGAGGACGAGGAGGAGGAGGGGACGAUGAAAAGAAGGGAUGAGACGAUGCAGCCUGCGAGACCGUCUUUCCUGGACUAUUUUGAGCAAAAAGAAAAGGAGAAUCAGGUCAACAGCUUCGGUCAGAGUGUGCCUGGCCCCCUGAAAAACUCUUCGGACUGGAAAGUGCCCCAGGACGGCGACUAUGAGUUUCUCAAGAGUUGGACCGUGGAGGACCUGCAGAAGCGGCUGCUGGCCCUGGACCCCAUGAUGGAGCAGGAGAUCGAAGAGAUCCGGCAGAAGUACCAGUCCAAGCGGCAGCCGAUCCUGGACGCCAUCGAGGCAAAGAAGCGGCGGCAGCAGAACUUCUGAGCAGUGCUGGCCCCGUGCAGGGGGGAGCUCGUGUCCACACUGACCUGGGGGGGGUGGGGGUCCAGGCCGGGCCGGCGUGUCUGUGCGUCUGUGGUCCCCAGGCCGCCUGUGUGUGUGUGUGUAUGUGUGAUGUGAGUGUGUGUGUGUGUGUGUGUGUGUGUGUGUGUGUGUGCGCGUGCGCAUGCGCCGUCAGGCUUACCACUCAAAGGGCUCCUCCCCGUGCUGUAAAGUCCGAGUCUGAGAGCCAGGCACGUCGAGUCCUCUGGCAGGAGAGCCGGGCGAGUCUUCCAUGGUCUUUGGUUUUCCUUCUCCCAGUAGCAGCUUUCAAUCGUUCUUUCGGGAAGACUUUGAGGAAACAUAUAAAUAUGCACAUAUAUACAUAUAUAUAUAUAAAUUAUGGCCAGAUGCCCCGGGGGGUGGCAUCUCUGUACAGGUACAGUCUUCGCUCUUCUCUCCUGGAAGAUGACGGUACUGUGGGGUUCGAGGGCAGAGGACGCCGCAGCCGGGUACCCCCCCCUCCUCGAGCCGGCCUCGCCCUUCCGUGGGGGUUGCAUUGACAGAUUCGGGUUCGGGCCGGUUCUUCUGCCUCGAGAGGGCCUUCCCCGGGCCCUGGAGCCAUAGGCGGGGUCCUGGGGCAAGCCCCAGAGUGCUUGUUUACUUUUUCUACCCAGGAUAAGCCUGGCACCCUCUUUGCGAUCUCAAUGCCUUUCAUCCAUCCCCCCUCUCCCCGCUGCCUCCGGGCCCAGCUCAGAUACUGCCCAGUGCCUUACGGAAGGAGCCGAGGACGGGGUCGGGCUGGCAGGAGCCCUCAGCACACGGGCCCCCGAAGCCCAGGGGCUUCUGCAGCCGUCACCGCUCGGGCAGCGGUCACCCCGUGGCAUUUUUGCUCCACACCCCGUGUAGACCGGGCUGUGGAGGGCAUGGCUUGCAAAGUCCACAUUCAGACAGGUGCCCUCUCUUUUUGUUUCUUUUCCUGCUCAGGGCUUGGGAAAGGAUAAACCAAUACCCGGCUAAGAUUCGUUCUCCAGGAGACUCGGCCCAGCCCUGGGCCCGCCAGAGCUGGAAGGGACCUCAGGCUUCCGGGGCAGAGGCCAGGGCCAGGAUGACCGAGCCAGGGGAGGGGGGAGCAGGAAGUAGACACGGGGCUCCUCGCUCCCGGUUCAUGGGACCAUGACCCCCUUCUCCGAGGGAAGAAAGGUUCCAGGAGGUGGAUACUCGCCAGGCGAGCGGCUAGGAAGGGAUUCCCACGCGGAACUGCAUAAGCCUUGAGACAAGGACCCAGUCGGCGGGUUCAAGGCGUCCUGCCGGCUUUGCAGGAGACAGUGCCGUCCGGUCCAUGGCCCUGGCUCGAGGCUGCGUGUCCCCUGCCAGUCCGCUGGGGGUUACCAGCUAUUCCACGAGCUCUCCCCUCGGAUGGGGCACCCGGGCCACGUCUCACCUUAGGGGACUGUGACUUGACUCCAUGAUUGCUCUCGUUCCCCCAACUUGGGGGUCCCUGGGAAGAAGGAGAGGAGGCCCCUGGUUUGCACCCAGGUGCUCUCCUCUGCUCCGGAAGUGAGUUUGAUGGAUUUAUACAGCACUUGCUGGUCUGCAGAGCUGGGCCCGCUCAACCGGAGGCUGGAGGACCGUUCAAAUUCCCCUCGAAUAAAGCCCGUGCAGCCGGCACCUCCCCGCCAGGCGCCGGGCUGGGUGGACUCUGCACGUCAGCUCCAGGCGUCACCCUAGCUCUGAGUGAGGGGAAGACGCAGGCGCCGAGAGGGCAAGGUUCCCUGUCUAGCCAGGACAGCCAGGAAGUGGUGGAGUGGGUCUCUCAGCACCCCCCGGGCGAGGGUAGGGGAGCCUAUAGGUGCAGGGAACAUCCAUGGUCUUUUUUCUUUCUUUUCUUAAAAUUUUCUUUGGUUUGGGGGCCACACCUGGCAAUGCUCGGGGCUCACCCCUGGCUCUGUACUCAGGUGUCACUCCUGGUGGUGCUCGGGGGACCGUGCAUACAGGAUGCCAGCCCGGGUCAGCCCUGUGCAAGGCACGCCACCACCCUCUCUUGCAGAGACUAAAUUAGCUGACCUUUCUAGUGGGAAAGUGGCAAGUGCGACAGCCAAGCGAGUCGGAAAGAUCAAGGCGAGAGCAUGCAUCACCCCCGCUCCCUGCCGUGCUGACGGGCUGGCCUGCUCAGUGGCUUUUUAAAGACUCUUUCAAAGACUCUGCCCUUGGCCGGACGAGACCGGGAAUGCCCGUCAUCUCAAGCGAGAUGCAAGUUACAGAAGGUCCCUGGGUCCCCUGUGAAGGUUUGCAGCUCUUGCCUUGAACUUGCUUUUGUUUCCAGACUGUACCCAUCCCCCACGCCGGUCCCUCCGAGAGCGUCGCUCUGGCUCUCCAUGGACACCAUUUCCGGCCAGAAGCCAGUUUCCUUUGGAACAGAUCAGUUUCCCGACCAGGUCCACUAGUCUGCCGGGGACAGCCGGAGGAACGCGUCCUCGCCGUGUCCUGGUCCUCUCGCCCCUUCACUCCUGAAUGCAGGGCGGGUCAGCGGAGCGUCGGUCCCUGCGUGCGCCUUUGUGACUGUCUCCUCAGGAACCCUUAGCCCCUGACCCAUUCUCUCCUUCUGAGAAGUGAGCCACGCUUGAUUUCUAUCUUUUUUGAAAAAAAAAAAAAUCUCAACUCCUCUAGGAAUGUCUAGAGCGAUUCCUCAUCCUAAGUAACUGUAAAGCAAAUGUCUAUUUUUCUCUUUGCCUCUGUUCUUUUUCCCAGCCACCGGUGAUGCGAGCAGACGAGUGUUUGGCUUGCUGGCCCCGUUCUUUAGCUUGUCAGAUAGAGACUCGGGCAGCCAGAAGGAACCAGUACUCCGAAGCAAAUUAAGAGCUAUAGGGUCGGGUCAGGGAGACAGCUCAGAGGGGGCUUCACAUGCCUUCCGUGUAGAGGCCUCGAGUCUGUCUCUGGAUGGCCACUGACCCUCUCCCCAUUUCACAGUGUGACACUGCUAGGAAGCCGCCCCCCCCACCCCAAACGACUAUGCCUCAGCUCCUUGCAACUAUGGAUUCUAGUCCGGGAAACACUUUUUUGGUACCUUCCAUAUGGAGGUAGGUACCAAAAAACUCUUAAAACCAAAUCACUUUCCCCAGUAUCAGAGAUGAGAAAGAUGACCUGGUUACAGACCUCCAGGUAACCAAAAGGCUCGCAGCAGUAUUCUGAACAACUUCCCGCUCUCAGCAACUAAGAUGGGCACAGUCCUUGCAAGAUACAAAGUAUCGAUCUCGCUGAGCAAAUGUAAUCGGUAUAGCCCGCGGCCUAUUUAAUGCUCAGUGACUCUGGGAGAUCAUUUUGCUGGUAAGAAACGUGAGGGUUAGAGCAGGUCUGUUGCUCCUGGUCGCGUCACCUCCCGCGUCUUCUGAUACAGUGUCCUUUCCACAGACAGAGUUGCCUCUGAUGACUACUUUUCUGUAAAACGGUUCCUGCCCAGUUCUCACCCCCUACUCCAUUCUCACACAGGCACUGCCUUUGCGUUCUCAUCAGGACUGUAUUCAUUGUCUUUGGAAUUUAUGUUCUUACUUGAGUUUGGGGGAGAAAAAAAAAAUCUCUUCCGUCAGCCUGCACUCAGACCAACUUGGGGGGGGAGAAAAAAACCCAACUUCAAUGCUGUUCCAGAUGUACAGCUUAAAAAUGUGAAGUUUGUAGCUUUAACUUUUUGUAACAAAAUGAUUAACACUGGCUGAAGAUGCUGACUAGAAAUGCUAUUUUAUAAGGUCUGGAUGUACAUAAUUAAUUGGAGUCAGCAGUUUGUGUAUGUGUUAGAAGUAGCUUCCUCCAUUGCCUUUUCCAUCCCCAUUUGAACACCUCUUGUGUGCUUUUAUGAAAUUUUUUCUUUUCCCUCCUUAGAUUUUGUCACCUUUGUCUUAAAUAAACUGUCCUUUGGACUAUGCCGUG
Sorex araneus (European shrew) is the source of this 5468-nucleotide messenger RNA. RefSeq names its product serine/threonine kinase 4 (gene STK4). The record is from RefSeq and is a predicted model, not a curated record. Gene Ontology annotation, molecular function: protein serine/threonine kinase activity; ATP binding. Gene Ontology annotation, biological process: protein tetramerization; intracellular signal transduction; protein phosphorylation. Gene Ontology annotation, cellular component: cytoplasm. The transcript has 11 exons. Bases 87 to 1550 code for a protein of 487 amino acids. Lineage: Eukaryota; Metazoa; Chordata; Mammalia; Eulipotyphla; Soricidae.